AUGUCCCUAAGCACCAAUACCUCUAGUUCCGUUCCUAAUCCCCGUCCAAGGGCCAAGCAAGCCUGUCUGCCUUGUCGCAGGAAGAAAUCCAAAUGCCCCGGCCAGAGGCCCGUAUGCGCCCACUGUGCACGAUUACGACAACCGUGCUCGUAUGACGAUCGUCGCGCAGUUGGCCUCAGUCUGCCCAAGAGACAGGUAAUAUCACAGGAAUUGAGUGACGCACAAACCAGUCUUUCUAUAAACCGUGCUCCAGCAACACCAGAGCUCCCCCUCACUAGGCUAGCCCUGCCGCCCUGGGUCCAAGUCUCAGAGAUCGCGCAAUUGUACUUGCAAUGGGUGGAGUCGCAGCCCUUCCCACUAUUCCACCAUGACACCUUCCUCAGCACUCUCCAGACCCGGGAUAUGGGGCUUGUCUAUGCCUUGCUUGCGGUGGCGGGGCGCUUCUCGCCCCAUCCGGAGCAUCCUGGCGGAGAGGAGGUCUAUGCCGGAUACAGGCAGAUCGCUCAUCGGCUGGUUAUGGAGCAUAUCCUCAGCGGGGACGUGGUUCUUUGGACGUUGCAGACUCUCGUCCUGCUUGCUACGGCUGCAGGGCUCGAUGAUGAUAUUAAGCGCUUGCAUUCCUACAUAUCACUGCUCGUCUCCUGGGAGCAUGUAAUACCCUGCUCGACGCGCCCGCCUGGACGGGCAGGGCUCGAGUACGACGACGAAGCUCUUCGAUGCCGUUGGAGCAUUGUCCUUCUACAGAAGUUCUACUGGACAACCACACAUACUAUGAGCGAUUUCUUGACCGAAGAUGCUCGCCUACGCGAGCACGCCCCACGGCUUUUCCCCAGCAAAGUCAGCCCGACCCCUUCACCCGAGGAGUAUCAGUACGCAGACCAAGGGAUCAUGAUGGCGGUCAUCCAUCUAAGUGAAGUCUGGUCCCAAGCACGGUCGUACGUCCGCAGCCGUGGACACGCCAACCCCGACCCCCCGCCGUGGUCGUACAAGUCCGCAUAUUCCCAGCGGAUGUCACUGCUGCUCCAGAUCGGGGCCAGCUUGCCCUCCUUCCAUCGAUAUGCAGUGGUCAACCCCGAGGCUCAGAACCCGGAAGACAUCAACGCAGACCGGGAGUACUGGGCGCCGUGGUUUCUGAGUCGGUUUCUGUACCACACCACUGUCUGCCUCCUCAACCACCCGCUCCUGGUUAUGCUCUGUGCUCGAGAGACAGGGCCCGUGCCGGAGAUCCAUCUGCAACAGACCUCCUCGCUCAUCACCCACCACACACGCUGGAUCUCCGACCUCUUGAUUCUCCUCGAAGAGAAAGCUUUUAGGAUUACUGAUCCCAUUGUGGGGUACUGCGCUGCCAUCGUGGCCACCAUCGAGCUCCAGCUCCAAUACACCGGGUCGACAGAUGAGCGCGCAAGUAAGAAGCAGCGACUGCAGCGCUGCAUCGAUAUGGUCGAGCAGCUCGGGGCGAUUUGGCCUGCGCUGCGUAGACUUUCCAUUUCCCUCCACCAACUCAUCCACGACACCGCAACAGCCUACCAACAAAGCACCCACCACAACACGGAGUUCCGCGUCCGACUGUCCGGCUUCUGGGAGGUUCUCGAGUUCCCCACCUCCGCUGCUGCAACAACAACAACAACCCCGACCCAGUCCUGCAAAAGCGAUCACCAGCGCUCAUUCCAGCCAGCAUCCCAACCAUCUCAACAACAACCGGAACAAGACCCCGGGCUUUCCCGACUCGAGUACCCCUACCGAGUGACGCGAUCUCGUCAACGGACCGGGCAGAAACGUUACCGAGCCACAGAACCGAAUCAGGUUUUGCCCUCCGCCUCGAUUAAUGCUGCUGGUGCCGUGCCGACUGUGUACAACAAUACCAGCUUCAUCGCUAUCCCGGAUCCUCUGGCCCUGUCCCCCACAGACCCGCUCUUCGGGCCGGAGUUCUUCGAGUUCGGGGCGCAGAUGGGUGGGGGGCAUUUUUGA
This is a messenger RNA of Aspergillus aculeatus ATCC 16872, 1968 nucleotides long. RefSeq lists its product as uncharacterized. Gene Ontology annotation, molecular function: DNA-binding transcription factor activity, RNA polymerase II-specific; zinc ion binding; DNA binding. The record is from RefSeq and is a predicted model, not a curated record. The transcript is spliced from 2 exons. Gene Ontology annotation, biological process: regulation of DNA-templated transcription; DNA-templated transcription. NCBI's taxonomy places the organism in Eukaryota, Fungi, Ascomycota, Eurotiomycetes, Eurotiales, Aspergillaceae. Gene Ontology annotation, cellular component: nucleus. Bases 1 to 1968 code for a protein of 655 amino acids.